CAACGCCGGGCGGUUCCGGAGGGAGGGGGCCGAGUCGGCGCCCGCCCGGGAGCCGGCUGGACAUAGUAAAGAUGCUGCUCUGACUUCUAUUCAGCCCCUGUGCUCAUUGAGGGUAUGUGAUGGCUCUACAUGGCCUCAGCAGGACCAGAAGCCUAUAGCCUACGCCUUGAGACAGGAAACCAGUUCCAGGUGGGCUUCCCAUCGCAGUUGACAGUGCCACCGCUCACAGCAAAGCUUCAUGAAAGCAAGGCCUGGUACCUUGCAAAGCAGCAUCUGAAGCCCAUCUGGCAGCUGGAACGGAAUCAUGUGACCACUCUCCAGGACCACCAUCCAGUCCACUCAGGGACCUCUUCUCCACGUUCCUGCUUCCUGUGCCCAGACUUGCUAUGUCGUGAGGCAGUGCUCCUGAGCCCUUCUCCAUCUCAGCCCUGUUCUUUCCCAAACUCUCUCGGAAGUGGCCUGCUCUAUCGGCGUUCUUACUUCAGACACAAGCCCUAUCGGAGGCUUGAGUCCAUCUGCUUGCAGUCUUGUCCUUUGAAGAAGAAACCUCUUCACAUCCCACCCUCUUUCUUUUGUUCUGUGCCCAAUAACGCCAUGUCAUCCUCAACCAUGGAUCCAUUUCUGGUGCCAAGUACCCCUGGUGGGCGUUCCAAUCAGGUGUCAAAGGGGUUUGCCCUCAGCUCAGGGAAGCAAAGCUCCAUUUCCUAUAGACCAGUGCUAAACAAUAACUCUUUCCUGAGGCCAACCAGUGCUAAAGUGCCUUUGCAGCAGCACCAUCACCACCAACCACUACCGCCAGAAAAUAAGAAGCCGAAAGGCCCGUCAAGACCACCAGGGUUCUCCUGGACUCAUUCUGGGGGAAACGGAGAUUGUUCUGUGAAUCUAGAUAGGAAACUUGGGAAAAGCAGCGGCCUCACUCUAGAACAAACUGGUGCCAAAUCUUGCUUACCUAUUCAGAAUAGUACAGUCCUCAAAGUAGAUAGGUCAUCUUGGCGAGCUGAGGAUGGUGAGACUAGACUGCAGAACCUAAAAGAACAAAAUGUUCGGUUGACGGAAGCCAUGAGGAAGCUGACUGCAAGCGGUAUCCGGAAGAUUAGUACCUACAACGAGUUUGGUCACCGCAUUGACAGCUCCUGCCUUAUGAAUGCAAACUUCCACUCCACUUUGUUCAGUCGGUGGAAACCACACAUUGUAGCACAGAUCACCCCAAAAGAAGUAUCAGCUGCUGCUCCUCCUCCAAAUCUGGAACAUGGUGGCCGCCGCCAGAGCCUUACUGGUACAGAAGGUGCUGAAUCCUGCAGUAAACGCAUCAGUGUUCGCUUUCUAGCCUCAGAUCCUGAGCCUUCCAACCACACCACCUCAAGUCUGGUGGUCAGCUCUCCAUCUGUCAGUAGUGCAGAGCAGGUGAUAAAAAUGGAGCUGUCCCCACGGACUACUAUCUCUGAUGAAGAGACAACAAUUUCCUCUUUGCCAUUUGGCACGGAUACAAAAUGGGGGCAGCCUACUGCUGUGAAAGAUGCUGACUCUGCACUUAACUUGCCCCUACUGGACCAAGCAGAUGUGGAAGAUAUAGAGGAAGAACUCCCUGAUGGCUUGGAAGAUGUCUGCAGUCAGGAUGAGGAGGGAGAAGAAGAUGAUGAUGAAGGUGAAUCAGAUGGUUCAUCCUCAACUGGAUUAUCCCCCAGUGGUUCUGUGGCUAUUGUAUCCAGGAAUUGCAUUGAGGGAUUGGUGCCACCACUUGAGGGCCAAGAGCGAAUUCUCAAACCAGCUCUUGUAUGCAGCCUGUUCCCUAGUGUGCCUCCUACCAUAUACUUUGGUACCCGAGAUGAGAGAGUGGAGAAGCUUCCUUGGGAACAGAGGAAGAUGCUGCGAUGGAAGAUGAGCACUGUGACUCCAAACAUUGUGAAGCAAACCAUUGGCAGGUCCCACUUCAAAGUCAGCAGGAGAAACAAUGACUGGCUGGGCUGCUGGGGCCACCACAUGAAAUCUCCUGGGUUCAGAAUUAUCAGGGAACAUCAGAAGUUGAACCACUUUCCUGGAUCAUUUCAAAUUGGGCGGAAGGACAGGCUGUGGAGAAAUGUGUCCAAAAUGCAGACGCGUUUUGGAAAGAAGGAGUUCAACUUCCUGCCACAGUCUUUUAUUCUCCCUCAAGAUAUCAAGCUGCUCAGGAAGGCUUGGGAAGAUUGUGGAAGCCGCCAGAAGUGGAUUGUGAAGCCGCCAGCAUCAGCUAGGGGCAUUGGCAUACAGGUCAUCCAUAAGUGGAGCCAGCUGCCAAAGCGCAGACCACUGCUGGUGCAAAGAUAUUUGCAUAAGCCCUACCUCAUUGGUGGAAGUAAGUUUGACUUAAGGAUUUAUGUUUACGUCACAUGCUACGACCCACUGCGUAUCUACUUGUUCAAAGAUGGACUUGUCCGUUUUGCCAGUUGCAAAUACUCUUCCUCCACAAAAAGCCUCAACAACAAGUACAUGCACUUGACCAACUACAGUAUCAACAAGAAGAAUGUUGAAUACAAAGCCAAUGGAGAUGAAACUGCUUGCCAAGGUCACAAGUGGGCACUGAAAGCACUCUGGAGCUAUUUGAACCAGAAAGGAAUUGACACUGAAGCCAUCUGGGAGAAGAUAAAAGACAUUGUUGUCAAAACCAUUAUUGCGUCAGAGCCCUACAUUACCAACCUUGUGAAGUUGUACGUGCGGCGCCCUUACUGCUGCCAUGAGCUGUUUGGGUUUGAUGUCAUGCUGGAUGAGAAUCUCAAACCGUGGAUCCUGGAGGUCAAUAUCUCACCCAGCCUCCAUUCAAACUCUCCCCUUGAUGUGAGUAUCAAGGGCCAAAUGGUCCGGGAUGUUCUGAACUUGGCUGGCUUUAUAUUGCCCAACGCAGAUGAUGUGGCUUCACUUUCAGGAAGUACCAGCAGUUCUGCAACCAGCUUGAAUACUCCCAUGAAGGAAAAAUCCAGGCCGUCUCUUGAGGUGUUCACUGCUGAGAAGACAAAGAAAGCUUAUUAUCUGACCCAGAAAGUGCCUGAUCAG
Messenger RNA from Gekko japonicus, 3027 nucleotides. It is a transcript of the gene TTLL4, whose product is annotated as tubulin tyrosine ligase like 4. Gene Ontology annotation, molecular function: tubulin binding; tubulin-glutamic acid ligase activity. The annotation marks the transcript as partial. NCBI's taxonomy places the organism in Eukaryota, Metazoa, Chordata, Lepidosauria, Squamata, Gekkonidae. Gene Ontology annotation, biological process: microtubule cytoskeleton organization; protein polyglutamylation. The record is from RefSeq and is a predicted model, not a curated record. The transcript is spliced from 15 exons. Gene Ontology annotation, cellular component: cilium.